This is a messenger RNA of Hevea brasiliensis (rubber tree), 891 nucleotides long. RefSeq lists its product as uncharacterized. The transcript has a single exon. Lineage: Eukaryota; Viridiplantae; Streptophyta; Magnoliopsida; Malpighiales; Euphorbiaceae. The record is from RefSeq and is a predicted model, not a curated record. The coding region runs from base 1 to 891 and encodes 296 amino acids.
AUGGGAUCAGAUCGGAGAUGGAUGUAUGCUAGGUUAAAAGAUGGUCUAUUGACCUCAGAAUUCAUAGAAGGUAUUGAACAAUUCAUAACAUUUGCUAAGCAACAUCCAGAGUGGAUGGAUGGGGAUAAACUGAAGUGUCCAUGUAAUCAUCGAAAGUGUCAGAAUCGUAAUUAUGCUGAUGAGAAUACAAUUCGGUUACAUUUGAUGAAGCAUGGAUUUGUGCCAUAUUAUUAUAAAUGGAUUCUACAUGGGGAACCCCGCACAAGUAAUAUUGAUAGUCAAAACAUAAAUGUUAUGAUAGCGGAGUCUGUUCAAGAGGUUGAUAAUAGCACAAGCAAUACCUAUGAGCAAAUGGUAAUGGAUGCAGCAGGUCCUGAUUUCUUUCAGGAUGUAAUGGAGGAGCCUCCAAAUCCAUCAGCUCAAAAAUUGUAUGACAUGUUACAAGCUGUUAAUCAAGAGGUGUGGCCAGGUUGUGAAAGCCAUUCGCAGCUCUCAGUUGUUGCAAGGAUGUUGAACAUCAAGGCAGAACAUCAUUUGUCAGAAAGGUGUUUUGAUGACAUUUGUCAACUUAUGAAAGAGGUGUUACCGGAUGAAAAUUUAAUGACUGAAAACUUUUACAGUACGAAGAAGUUGGUUCAAGCAUUGGGCCUACCUGUUGAGAAGAUUCAUUGUUGUACUAAUGGAUGUAUGUUAUAUUGGGCUGAAGAUAGUGAGUUAACGAAUUGCAAAUUUUGUGACCAUCCACGGUUCAAACGACAUAGUCGAGGCUCUUCUAAUUUUCAAACCAAUGUGCCACAUAAGAAAAUGUACUACUUUCCUCUCACACAGAGAUUGCAAAGAUUAUAUGCUUCGAAUGCAACAGCAAAAGAAAUGAGAUGGCAUCGAGCAUGA